This is a messenger RNA of Fragaria vesca subsp. vesca, 403 nucleotides long. Its product is annotated as defensin-like protein 7-like. Bases 71 to 319 code for a protein of 82 amino acids. Lineage: Eukaryota; Viridiplantae; Streptophyta; Magnoliopsida; Rosales; Rosaceae. The transcript has 2 exons. The record is from RefSeq and is a predicted model, not a curated record.
CAUUGAUAUAUACAUACUGACUGCUGAUCACAGAGUACUUGCAGAAGGUAAAAACACAAGUGAUCGAACUAUGGACAGAAAGUUCCUGGGGCUUGUUUUGUUCUUCAUCGUCCUCUUGGCUUCUGAAGAGACGGUGAUUCGCAGUGAAGCGCAGACAAAACCAAAACCAAAACAAUGCCUAGUCCCCAGCGGAACAUUCGUGGGGAUGUGCUUCGAUAACAGCAGAUGUAACCAGGCUUGUAUUGAAGAAGAUUACGUAGGCGGCAGAUGCACCGUGGACGCCACACGAAAAUGCAUGUGCUUCAAGCCAUGUGUGUGACUGAUCUUAGUGAUGAGAAGCUAAUAAGCAUGCAUGGAGCUAAUUACAGGGCUACUUUUGUAUAAGCUAGACAGGCAGACAUGC